Molecule: messenger RNA, 3141 nt
Organism: Drosophila navojoa
Lineage: Eukaryota; Metazoa; Arthropoda; Insecta; Diptera; Drosophilidae
Gene: Akap200
Product: A kinase anchor protein 200
Source: RefSeq, a predicted model, not a curated record
GUUCACACACACACUCUGCUUCAACGCAUUCGGUUUGUUUGACAGCUCUACGUGAGACAGAAAGUAGUUUAAAAGAAAGAAGAACGAACUGCGGUUUAUAUUUGAAAAAUCAGAGUAUAAGAAUAAAGUGCGUGUGCGUAAUAUAAGUAACGAGCCAGAACAGACACAGAACCAAUUAGCAAUUAAAGUAGAGGACCAGCAAAAAUGGGUAAAGCUCAGAGCAAGCGAUCAAUUGAUAUUACCACCGAUCCGAAGAAGGUUGGCGAGGGCGACGAAGUCGCUGGCAAAGUUGAGAAAAUUGAAGAUGUCGAUCAAACGUCGGCGGCGCCCGCAUUAAAUGGCGAUGCGGCGACGCCAAAGGAAGAGAACGAGGAUGCGGCUGCAGCGGGCGAGAAAAAGCAGACCGAAGAGAACUCUGAGAACGACAAAGAUCUAACCACCGAGAAGAAGGCAGCAGCAGCAGCAGCAGCAGGAGGAGCAGAUGCUGCAGCUAAAGGCGAUGGAGCCGCUGGCGAUGCGAGUGCUGAUGCUGCCAAGGAUGAGGCGGCAGCGGCAUCUGGCUCCCCCAAAGAAGAGGAAAUCUCGCCACUGGCCGAUGAGAGUAUCAAGUCCAAGUCGAAGAAGGAUAAGGUGAAAAAGAAGUGGUCAUUCCGUAGCAUAUCGUUUGGCAAGAAGGACAAACAGAAGCCAGCCAAGACAGAGGAGCCUGCAUCCCCAACAGCUGCUGCAGCAACGGCAGAGACAGUUGCCACGAAUGGCGAGGCGGAGCGACCAGCAGACGCAGCCGAAGGAGCAGCUGCAGCCGCCGCUGACAAAGCAGAGCAGCCAAGCGCGGACGCAACAGCUGCAGCUGCGCCGGCAUCGCCUGUGGCUGAAGCCGCCAAACCCACCGAGAAUGGCGCAGCCAGCGAACAGGAAAAACAGGAGGAAAAGAAACAGGCGAAUGGCGAUGAGAAGUCUGCGGCGCCAGCAACAGUAGGCGAGGAGCAGACGGCGGCCAAGUCAGAGAGCUCAAGCACCACCGCCACUGCCGAGCCGCCGAAAGUAGAUGAGCCAGUCGAACAGCCAAGCCCGAUCCCAGAGCCCGUUAGCAACAAGAAUGAAACCACCGAAGUUGUUACCAAUGGUCAUGGCGGUGCAGACGAGCCACAAUUGACCAAUGGGGACAAGAACGGUUUGGCCGAAACUCCAACCGAGCCAGAGGCGGCAGCAGCAUCAGCAACCUCCAGCAACAAUGUGGAUGAUGAGUCGCACCAUCAGAACGGCACGAAUGGAGUGGCUGAGACCAACGAGACAGCCACGCCACCGCCAACUCCUGUCACUGUCGAGUCUGAUGCCGAGCAAAUUAAGAACAAGUCGCAAAUUGAGGUAAAACAACAACUAGACAACACAAACAACACUGUAAAUACGAUUACCACAACAACAACAACAACAAACGCCACUGAGAACAACACUGAAAAACCCACAGAGACCGAAACAAUUGCAGCCGCAGAGUUAGUUCAGACCCAACAAGCCAACUCCCAAAAUAACACAUUACCACCUAACACAACCGACACAACCACCGACAAUUCCGCUUAUCUUCCCACCUCCCAAGCCCAGGACGAAGUGCAAGCGGAUGUCGCCGAAGAAGAACAAGUGGUUGCCGCUAUUAUAGCGGCUGUUAGUGAGAGCUCCGAUUCCGAGGGGUUUGUCUUGAUUGCACCGCAGCCAACAGCAGCAGCAACAGCUGAGUCCCCACUUGAACCACCAGCAGCAGAGGCAGCAGCUGAGUCCCCGAUUUCAGUUUCCCCUGUGCCCAGUGUAGAACCUCUAACCGAAACAACUCAAUUCGUAGCAGAGUCCAAGCCCGAUGUCCCCGUUUCUGUCGCCGAAGACAGUGGCGAACCUGAUGUGGUGGCCGUUGAGUUCAGUCAGCCGCCACCACUGCCCAAGUCCCCGCCACCGUCGCGUGUUUCGGCAUUUGCACUGACCACAGACGAAGAAACGCAGGACAACGAGGACGAUGACAAGUUCGUGAAAGAGGAAACAAAGCAAGAGCAGGAGGUUGUGCUACCACCACCUCCGCCAGCCGUGGUGGAGCAAGAUCCACUCUUGGCAGACAUUGAGAAUCAGGCGCAAGCCAUUGUGAACGAAAUCACCGAACAGGCAGCAGACAUUGCAACGGAGCAGGAUAAACAGAGCUCAUCCAUAAUUGACGAUGACGAGGAGGCUGUCGCUGAGCAGCUAAGAAGUUCAAGUGCUAAGAUCAUCACAGAUGUGGAUGAGGAUGAUAACGAAGACAUUGGACAAGAUCAAUUAACGAAUGCAGCUACGAUCAGCCAGAAGGAGUUGGAAUCCGUGCAGCCAGAGCAACCGAUUAUUGAAUCCGAUCUUGAGGCGAAGAUCAUCAGCCAGGAAGAAGAACAGUCCGAGGAUGUGAAAAAUAGCGAAGACAAUGCUCGUGUGGUAGAUGAAUCCAGUUUGCGGGGGAAUGAUGACAAAGAACCCAUUGUACAGCAGCUAGAGGAGACGGAAAAGAAUAAGGAUACUACCACUGGUACCGAUAAUGAUAACGAGAACGAGAACGUUAAUGAUAAUGAAAAUGUUAUUAGCGACAAGCAGAGUAUAGAUAAGCUGCUUGCGCCAGCGGACAUUGAAGUAGAUGCUGCUCAUCAUGAGGAUAUCGCCAAGGAUCUGAAGGAGAAGAACGCCGCGGCAGAUGUUACAACACAGGACCUGGCCGUGACAUGCGAAUAAUACUAAUAAUUAUUAUAUAUAUUACAUAUUAUUAAAAAAACAAAAGAAAAAUAAGAAAAAAACACGAUAAAUCAAAUAAGAAAACAACGCAACGUAAAACCAACAAUUAAAAGAUACAACACGAGAGCAAAAAAAAAAAAAAAGCAAAAAUACACUUUUAACAUUUACAUAUUUUAAUCAUUUUUGUACGAAUUUCAUAUCCCUAAUCCAAGAUUACAUGAGCAUAUAUUCAAGAGCAAAUGAAACAAACGGAAUAUACGACUACACUAAUACACUAACUAACAAACACACAUACGCACACACGUCUCCACCUCCAAAUCCAUCGCCCACCAAUAGACGAGGAAACGGUUUUCAAGUGUUGGUCCAAUUGAUGCACCACAAAUCACGUAUAUUCGUAUAAUUCAU